Molecule: messenger RNA, 1981 nt
Organism: Brassica napus (rape)
Lineage: Eukaryota; Viridiplantae; Streptophyta; Magnoliopsida; Brassicales; Brassicaceae
Product: calcium-dependent protein kinase 21
Exons: 8
Coding region: 127-1689 (520 amino acids)
Biological process (GO): peptidyl-serine phosphorylation; intracellular signal transduction; protein autophosphorylation
Cellular component (GO): nucleus; cytoplasm
Molecular function (GO): calmodulin binding; calcium-dependent protein serine/threonine kinase activity; calcium ion binding
Source: RefSeq, a predicted model, not a curated record
ACAUUAAUUUCUAACAGUCAAAGAUAUACAACUCAUCGAACGUUCUUCCUCCAUCACAAUCUCUAGACUUUCCCGAUCUGUCUUCUUUCUCUCCUUCAAGAAAAAAAAAGAUCUCAGCUUUAGCAAAUGGGUUGCCUCAGCAGUAAACACCGGCAGGAAGAAACCGCCGCAAAACCCUCAACUCCGAUCACUCCAGCACAAACCCACGUCGUCCCGGAGCACCGGAAACCCCAAACUCCACCGACCCACCACCAGAUUUCAGCCCCGCCGGCGACCGUCCGAGAUCCAGACACCAUACUAGGCAAACCCUUCGAAGACAUAAGAAAAUUCUACAGCUUGGGGAAAGAGCUAGGCCGAGGGCAGUUCGGGAUAACGUACAGGUGCAGAGAGAUCUCCACGGGAAACACUUACGCCUGCAAGUCCAUCUUGAAGAGGAAGCUGAUCAGCAAGCAAGACAAGGAGGAUGUGAAGAGAGAGAUUCAGAUAAUGCAGUACUUGUCCGGACAAGCCAACAUUGUCGAGAUCAAGGGUGCUUAUGAGGAUAGACAGUCUGUGCAUUUGGUGAUGGAGUUGUGUGCGGGUGGUGAGUUGUUCGAUAGGAUUAUAGCUCAGGGACAUUACUCCGAGAGAGCUGCUGCUGGGAUCAUUAGGUCCAUUGUGAAUGUUGUUCAGAUUUGUCAUUUCAUGGGUGUCGUUCAUAGAGAUCUCAAGCCUGAGAAUUUCUUGCUCUCCAGUAAAGAGGAGAAUGCUAUGCUUAAGGCAACUGACUUCGGGUUGUCUGUUUUCAUUGAAGAAGGAAAAGUUUACCGGGAUAUAGUGGGGAGUGCUUACUACGUUGCUCCUGAAGUAUUAAGGCGUAGUUACGGGAAGGAAAUUGACAUUUGGAGUGCUGGUGUUAUCCUUUACAUCCUACUCAGCGGUGUACCUCCUUUCUGGGCUGAAAAUGAGAAAGGAAUAUUUGAUGAGGUUGUAAAAGGUGAAAUUGACUUUGAAAGCCAGCCAUGGCCUUCUAUUUCUGAGAGUGCGAAAGAUCUUGUCAGGAAGAUGCUUACCAAAGACCCCAGGAGACGAAUCACUGCUGCCCAGGUUCUUGAACAUCCUUGGAUCAAAGGCGGAGAAGCACCAGACAAGCCUAUUGAUAGUGCUGUGUUGUCUCGUAUGAAGCAGUUCCGAGCCAUGAACAAGCUUAAGAAGCUAGCCCUUAAGGUUAUCGCGGAGAGUCUAUCAGAAGAGGAAAUCAAAGGUCUCAAGACCAUGUUUGCCAACAUGGAUACCGACAAAAGCGGUACAAUCACAUACGAAGAACUGAAAACAGGGCUAACUAGGCUUGGCUCUAAACUCUCUGAAACUGAAGUGAAGCAACUCAUGGAAGCUGCUGAUGUGGAUGGAAAUGGAACAAUCGACUACUUUGAGUUUAUCUCUGCGACAAUGCAUCGAUACAAACUGGAUCGAGAUGAGCAUGUAUACAAAGCAUUCCAACAUUUUGAUAAAGACAACAGCGGGCACAUAACUAGAGAUGAGUUGGAAAGUGCCAUGAAGGAGUAUGGAAUGGGAGAUGAAGCUAGCAUCAAAGAAGUUAUAUCUGAAGUUGAUACCGACAAUGAUGGGAGAAUAAACUUUGAGGAGUUCUGUGCAAUGAUGAGAAGUGGUACCACACAACCACAAGGGAAGCUUCUUCCCUUCCAUUGAGCAAAAACACAACCUUUUGUUUCCCCUUGUUUAAGCACAGAUCCAACCUCAAAAAUUAAAUCUUAAACCGGGAGAAAAAAGAGGUAAACCGGGGAAAACCGGAGUCGAGAGUAAUUUAAUCAGCUGAUACUGUCUCAAAAAUGUUAUUUCUUCUCUUUAAAAACUGAGCUUUCAUAUACUGUGUCGCGACUUGGCUCAUUGUAACAAAAUUAAAUCCUUUUUUGUUCCAACGUUCGUAUUUAUAUUCGUUAUCCUGUGAAGAAGACUUAGAAAACAGUAAUUGUUUUUAUUA